This is a messenger RNA of Pyrus x bretschneideri (Chinese white pear), 2760 nucleotides long. RefSeq names its product dynamin-like protein ARC5. The record is from RefSeq and is a predicted model, not a curated record. NCBI's taxonomy places the organism in Eukaryota, Viridiplantae, Streptophyta, Magnoliopsida, Rosales, Rosaceae. The transcript has 16 exons. Bases 161 to 2488 code for a protein of 775 amino acids. Gene Ontology annotation, molecular function: microtubule binding; GTP binding; GTPase activity. Gene Ontology annotation, cellular component: microtubule; cytoplasm; membrane.
ACUUGAGAGACAGAAACAAGACAAAAACAAAAUCAUUUCGAGUAGAAAGAGAUAACGUUUGAAACGUCCGACUCCGAGUUUCCAUCUGAAUAACCGUACGUACACUAUCAACUGGCCGACGCCACUUCACUCUACCAGUAACAGAAGCAGCGGCGCAGCAAUGUCGAGGGAGGAGGCGGAAACGGCGGAAAAUGAAAAUAAUUGGGGGGUGGAGGAGGAGGAGGAGGAGCAGUGCCGUCUGUACGAAGCCUACAACGAACUCCACGGCCUUGCGCAGGCCUUCGACACUCCAUUCGACGCUCCAGCGGUGCUUGUGGUGGGCCACCAGACCGACGGCAAGAGCGCCUUGGUGGAAGCACUCAUGGGGUUCCAGUUUAACCACGUCGGCGGCGGCACCAAGACCCGCCGCCCCAUCACCCUUCACAUGAAGUACGAUCCCCACGCCCAUUCCCCCGUCUGCCGCCUCCUCCUCCCCUCGGAUUCCAGUUCCGAUUACGAAAAGCCUCUCUCGCUCCAAGAAAUUCAAGCCUACAUUGAAGCUGAGAACAUGAGGUUGGAGACGGAGCCUUGUCUCUUCUCCUCCAAGGAGAUCAUAAUUCGAUUGGAGUACAAGUAUUGCCCAAAUCUUACCAUUAUCGACACUCCUGGACUAAUCGCUCCUGCUCCUGGUCCAAAGAAUCGAGCUUUACAGGGCCAGGCUCGUGCUGUCGAAGCACUUGUACGAGCGAAAAUGCAGCAUAAAGAGUUUAUAAUUUUGUGUCUUGAAGAUUGCAGUGACUGGAGUAAUGCAACUACAAGAAGGGUUGUAAUGCAGAUUGAUCCCGAGCUCUCAAGGACUGUGAUUGUCUCAACAAAACUUGAUACCAAAAUACCCCAGUUUUCUCGUGCCUCGGACGUGGAAGUAUUUCUCUCACCUCCCACUUGUAUGCUCGAUGGGUGUAUCUUGGGUGAUUCUCCCUUUUUCACUUCUGUGCCCUCUGGAAGAGUUGGUGUUGGCCAAGAUUCGGUUUACAGAUCUAAUGACGAGUUCAAAAAGGCAAUAUCAUUAAGAGAGAUGGAAGAUGUUGCAAGCUUGGAGGAGAAAAUGGGCCGGUCACUGUCAAUGCAAGAAAGAAAUCGAAUAGGUGUAAGCAAACUUAGGUUGUUUUUGGAAGAAUUGCUACAGAAAAGGUAUAUGGAUAAUGUGCCACUAAUCAUUCCACUUCUUGAGAAGGAGCUCCGUAGCGCAACAAGAAAGAUGAAUGAAAUAAAUCAAGAACUCAGCACUUUGGAUGAACCAAAACUAAAGGAGAAAGGAAGAAUAUUUCAUGAUCUGUUCUUGACAAAGUUAUCAUUGCUACUAAAAGGAACAGUUGUUGCACCUCCAGAUAAAUUUGGUGAAACGCUACAAGAUGAGAGGACUAAUGGAGGGGCAUUUGUUGGCAGUGAUGGCCUUCAGUUCCCUUACAAGCUUAUACCUAAUGCAGGAAUGCGUCUAUAUGGGGGUGCACAAUACCAUCGUGCCAUGGCUGAGUUCCGUUUUGUAGUUGGAGGUAUAAAAUGCCCUCCAAUUACGAGGGAAGAAAUUGUAAAUUCAUGUGGAGUGGAAGAUUUACAUGAUGGAACAAACUACUCAAGGACAGCUUGUGUAAUAGCUGUUGCAAAGGCACGUGAUACGUUUGAGCCUUUCCUUCAUCAGUUAGGUUGUAGGCUCUUGCACAUUCUGAAGAGAUUACUUCCUAUAUCAGUCUAUCUUCUUCAGAAAGAUGGUGAGUAUUUAAGUGGCCAUGAGGUGUUUCUGAGGCGUGUUGCUUCUGCUUUCAAUGACUUUGCAGAAUCUACCGAAAGGGCUUGUCGUGAAAAAUGCAUGGAGGAUUUAGUAAGCACCACCCGUUAUGUGACCUGGUCUCUUCACAACAAGAAUCGAGCUGGGUUACGUCAAUUUUUAGACUCUUUCACUGGAACAGAACAUGCCACGACAGGUGGUAGUGGUGCAUCUGCUGGUCUUUCUCAAGAUUCAUCCUUUGGGUCAGUCACCAGUGAGAAGGAUACAAAGUCACAGGGAGAUGUGAAGCUCAGUCAUGUGGCAUCUGGCACGGAUUUGACAUCUUCUAUUCAUUCAACAGAAACAAGGCUGGCUGAUCUUUUAGAUAGUACACUUUGGAAUAGGAGGCUUGCUCCUUCAUCUGAAAGGAUCGUUUAUGCUUUGGUGCAGCAGAUAUUUCAUGGCAUAAAGGAAUAUUUCUUAGCCUCUGCAGAAUUGAAGUUCAACUGCUUUCUUCUGAUGCCUGUUGUAGAUAAGUUGCCUGCACUGCUUAGAGAAGACUUAAAAUCUGCUUUUGAGGAUGACUUGGAUAAUAUUUUUGAUAUCACCAAUCUGAGACGCUCAUUAGGCCAGCGAAAGCGAGAUGCAGAAAUUGAGAUUAAAAGGAUCAAGAGGCUCAAUGAUAAGUUCAGAUCACUACAUAAGCAGCUUAGUUCGAUUCAAGCGAUUACUGCCUUUUCCUGACUACCAUUGAUAUCGGAGGUCAAAUUCGUUGGAUAAGUUCUUUUCUUUUUGAUAGUUUGCUUAUGAUAAUGACAUGUGUGGUGGCUUAGAGAAGUUUAUUGGAACAAUCUUACAUGUUUAUCUGGACAAGAGGAUUCUAUUUCAUUGCGUGGACCAUGUUUUGUAAACUAUAAUUUCUCGUUUACACUUGAGUCAUGCUUUCGUUGCUAUCUAGGAUGGAUUGAUGUCGACUUGUGUCAUCUUCAAUUCACAUCACUUGUUUGUUAGUUUAA